Molecule: messenger RNA, 8684 nt
Organism: Cyprinodon variegatus (sheepshead minnow)
Lineage: Eukaryota; Metazoa; Chordata; Actinopteri; Cyprinodontiformes; Cyprinodontidae
Product: collagen alpha-4(VI) chain-like
Exons: 41
Coding region: 16-8106 (2696 amino acids)
Molecular function (GO): serine-type endopeptidase inhibitor activity
Source: RefSeq, a predicted model, not a curated record
GAUGUUCUCCGCUAGAUGAAGUGUGAACAGGCAACUAUUUGGUUCAAGGAUUUCUCUUCUGCAGGGAGGAGGACAAAACCUAAGGGCUGUUCCAGCACAAUGGGGAGGCGGAGUCUCCUGCUCUGCCUCGUGAUGGCAGCGUGUCUCUACGGCAGCGGUGCUCAGACAACAGUCUGCACCCAAGAGGCCGUAGCUGACUUGGUCUUCAUGGUGGAUGGCUCAUGGAGCAUCGGAACCGAGAACUUUGAUCAGAUCCGUCAGUUCCUCUACACGCUGGUGGACAGCUUUGACGUUAGUCCUGAUCACGUCCGGGUCGGCCUGGUCCAGUACAGCUCCUCUCCACGUACAGAGUUCAAGCUGAACACAUUCCAGAGCAAGAAAGGGAUCCUAGAAUACAUCAAGAGGCUACCUUACCGUGGAGGUGGAACCAACACCGGACAGGGCUUGGACUUCAUGCUGAACAACCAUUUUGUGAAUCCGUCCGGAAGUCGAGUAGAGCAGAAAGUGCCGCAGAUCGCCGUGGUCAUCACCGACGGCAAAUCUCAAGACGAAGUGGCGCACCAUGCUGAGAGGCUGAGGAGCAGGGGGAUCAUUCUGUAUGCUAUCGGCAUCAAAGAUGCAGAUGAAAAUGAGCUGAAGCAGAUCGCAAACCGGCCGCACAGUCAGUACGUCCACAGCGUGUCAGACUUCUCCGCCCUGCAGGGGAUUUCUCAGAACAUCGUCCAGACGCUCUGCACCACCGUGGAGGAGGCCAAGAGGCAACUCCAGCAGCUGUCUCAAGAAUGUGCCAUAGCCAACAAGGCCGACAUCGUUUUCUUGGUCGACGGCUCCUCCAGCAUCGGCAUCCCAAACUUUCAGCAAGUUAGGGUGUUUCUGCGAAGCGUCGUCUCUGGCCUUGACAUAGGCCCAGACAAAGUUCGGGUCGGCCUGGCUCAAUUCAGUAAUGAGCCUCACAAAGAGUUCUUGUUGAAGGAUAACCUGGAUGCCUCAUCUCUGCUGACUGCCAUAGACACAUUUCCCUACCGGACUGGAGGCACAAAGACCGGCAAAGCCAUUGACUUCCUGAUUUCAGAGUACUUCACAGAGGAGGCGGGGAGCAGAGCAAAUCAGAGGGUACCUCAGAUCGCCGUUGUUAUCACGGAUGGAGACUCGGAAGAUGAGGUGGAGGAGCCGGCCCAACGACUGCGACAGAAGGGGGUGAUUGUCUUUGCCAUUGGUGUGGGCAAAGCCAACCAACGGGAACUAGAGGAUAUCGCUAACCAGCCAUCACAGCGUUUCCUGUUCACCAUCGACAGCUACCAGGCCCUGCAGAGGCUAACUAAAGGUCUGCUGCAAACUGUCUGUGUGUCCAUGGAAGACCAAAGACAAGCUUUGGCGGAAAAGUUUGCAGACAUCUUCUUCCUGCUGGAUGGUGGUAUGACAGCAUCUCAGUUUCAGCAGAUCAAAUCGUUCCUCAUCAGACUAUCCAGACAGCUUAACUUUGGAGCUUCUGCAUACCGUCUGGGCUUGGCCCAGUAUGGUCAAGAUAUUAGGGUGGAGUUUCUCCUCAACCAGCACCAAACCAAACAGGAGACCCAGGCAGCAGUGAGCAGCGUCCAACAUCUCCGGGCUUCAUCUACCGAACAACGAAACCUGGGCUCUGCCUUGGCCUAUGCCAGCGCUAACUUCUUCACCAAAGAGGCAGGAAGUCGUGCGGAUCAAGGCUACCGACAGUUCCUGGUUGUUCUGAGUGCGAAGGAUUCCAAAGAUCCAGUGUUUAAAGAAUCCCGCCUGAUCAAGUCAGCUGGCAUCACGGUGGUGGGGAUGAGCCUUGGAGCUUCCAUGGAAGAACUGAGUGUGGUCGCCACUGCGCCAUACAUUUACCGGGUCAAUGCCACCUUUGUUCCUCUGCUCAGACAAAUCUUUGAAGCAGAGGAACUGGAGACCUUUCAGAGUGGAGACUGCAAAGCUGCCAAACUGGCCGACAUUGUGUUUAUCAUUGACGAGUCGGGAAGCAUCGGCGUCCAAAACUUCCAGCUGGUGCGCUCCUUCCUGUACUCUAUCAUGAACGGACUGGAGAUCAGUCCAAGCAAAGUCAGAGUGGGGAUCGUGAUGUACAAUGAAAAGCCUACAGCGCAGGUCUACCUCAACUCAUUCAGGACAAAAGAUGAACUGCUAAACUUUAUCAAAAUUCUGCCCUACCGUGGGGGAGGUACAAACACGGGGGCCGCCUUGAACUUCACACGAGAAAACAUCUUUGUCACAGAGAAAGGAAGCAGGAAGGAUAAAGGUGUGGAGCAGGUGGCGGUGGUAAUCACUGAUGGAGAUUCCCAAGACGCUGUGAGCGAAGAAGCAACUGAACUUCGCCGUGCUGGAGUUACGGUUUAUUCAGUGGGAGUCGAAAAUGCCAACUAUGAAGAGCUGAUGAUGAUGGCUUCCUACCCUCCACAGAAACAUGUUUUUAUUGUGGAUAGCUUUACCAAACUGAAAUCCCUGGAGCAGAGCCUGCAGAAAACCCUCUGCUACAACAUCAUCCGGCAGGCGGUCUCAGUCGGUACGAGGAGCUCCAGUAUCAAAGAAGGUUGCAUUCAGACAGAGGAAGCCGACAUCUUCUUCCUCAUUGACCAGUCAGGGAGUAUUUAUCCAGCUGACUUUGUUGACAUGAAGAAGUUCCUCCUUGAGUUUAUAGAAACUUUCCGUAUUGGGCCACAGUACGUCCGUUUAGGUGUUGCAAAAUAUGCUGAUUCACCAACCCUUGAAUUUGAUCUGACGACCUACACGGAUAAGAAGACAUUGGAGGAAGCGGUACAGAGGAUCCAACAGGUGGGAGGCGGUACAGAGACUGGAAAAGCCCUGACGUUCAUGAGUCAGCUGUUUAAGACCGCCAUGAAGACCCGCGGACACAAAGUUCCUGAUUACCUGGUGGUUAUUACUGAUGGUAAGUCUUCAGAUGAAGUCAAGGCUCCUGCGGAAGCUCUGAGGGCGCAAGGUGUUACCGUCUACGCCAUCGGAGUGAAGAGCGCAGACGUGCAAGAGCUGGAAGAGAUUUCCAAUGACCCUAAGAGGACGUUCUUCGUCAACGACUUCGAUGCUCUAAAUCCAAUCAAGGACGAUAUAAUCACUGACAUUUGUACUACCGAAGUUUGUAAAGAUGUACCAGGUGACCUGAUGUUCCUCGUGGACAGCUCUGGGAGUAUUUACCCAGAAGACUACGAAAAAAUGAAGGACUUCAUGAAAUCUGUCAUUAGCACGUCUUUUGUUGGACAGGACAAUGUUCGUAUCGGCGUCAUGCAGUUCAGCAGUACCCAAGAGGUAGAGUUCAACCUCAAUACAUACUUCACCAAAAAUGGCAUUUUAGAGGCUGUCGACGCCAUGCGGCAGAAAGGUGGAGGAACGCUCACAGGUAGAGCAAUCUCGGAGGUGUCUCAGUAUUUCAGUCCAGCCCAGGGAGGACGCCCAGAACUGCAGCAGAGGCUUGUAGUGAUCACCGAUGGUGAGGCCCAAGAUGAAGUUAAGGCGCCUGCAGAGGCACUUAGGGCCAAAGGAGUUCUAGUCUAUGCCAUCGGAGUGAUGGAGGCCAACACCACCCAGCUUCUGGAGAUCAGUGGAUCUCCAAACAGAAUUUAUGCUGAGAGGGACUUUGACGCCCUGAAGGAUCUCGAGAGACAGCUGUCAUUGGAGCUGUGUGAUCCAGAGAGAGAGUGUAAGAAGACCGAACAGGCAGACAUCAUAUUCCUGGUGGACGGCUCCACAAGCAUAACGCUGCCCAAGUUUAGAAGCAUGCAGAAGUUCAUGCAGUCCAUGGUCAAUCAAACCACUGUUGGAAAAGCCCUGACUCGCUUCGGCGUCAUCCUCUACUCCACCAACCCCAACUCCAUCUUUACUCUGAAUCAGUACAGCACCAGACAAGAAGUUAUUCAAGCAAUAGCAGCUCUGCGGUCCCCGUAUGGAGACACCUACACUGGACGGGCUCUGACCUAUUCCUUACAGUUCUUCAGCUCUGAGCACGGAGGGCGAGCGGAGCAGCAGGUGCCUCAGAUCCUCAUGGUGAUCACAGAUGGAGACGCCACUGACCGUUACAAUCUGGCUGAGCCGUCUAAGGCCCUGAGAGAUAAAGGAGUUAACGUGUUCAGCAUCGGAGUGGAAGGAGCCAAUGUGACCCAGCUGGAGAUCAUGUCCGGUCAUGAUAAAUCAAAGGUUUUCUAUGUGGACAACUUCGACGCCCUGGAAACUCUCUACACGAACAUCACUAAGGAGCUCUGCAACUCCACCAAGCCAGUUUGUGAGAAACAGCAGGCUGACCUGGUCUUCCUGAUUGAUCAGUCUGGCAGCAUCGACCCAAAAGACUACACCAUCAUGAAGAACUUCACUGUUGAACUGGUGAACAGCUUUAAAGUCAGCCAGGAUUUGGUUCGCGUGGGACUCGCCCAGUUCAGCAGCGAAUUCGAGCACGGGUUUUACCUAAACGAGUUCUUCCAGGAGGUGGAGGUGUCCAGCAAAAUCCUGAACCUAAGACAGCUGGGUGGAGGCACCAAAAUCGGACUGGCUCUAGAUUCCAUCAGGGAAUAUUUUGAAGCUUCUCGCGGCAGCCGUAGAUCUUCAGGGAUCUCACAGAACCUGGUGCUAAUCACCGAUGGAGAUUCAGAAGAUGACGUCGAGGAUCCAGCCGAUCGUCUCAGAGCUUUAGGAAUCGAGAUGUUUGCCAUAGGCGUUGGUGACGUCCAUGACCUGCAGCUGCUGCAGAUCACCGGUGAUCCCAGGAAGCUCUUCACUGUGCAGAACUUUGGCAGCUUGGAUGCAAUCAAACAGAAGGUAGUAGACACCAUCUGCAAGUCCAAACCUUCCUCAGAUCCGUCUGGUGAGUUAUAUCGGAGUUCCUCUCUUGCAUUUGGAGGAGUAGCGUUACUUCAAACUGUGACCAUCUUCCUCCAGGUGCUGGUGAUCUUCUCAGACGGACUUGAUGAAGACGUGAUGUUACUGGAGAACGAAUCUGACAGGCUGCGGAAGUCAAACAUCAGCGCUCUGCUCGUCGUCGCUCUGGAAGGCGUCCGUAACGCCCCGCAGCUGCAGAUGGUCGAGUUUGGUCGAGGGUUCGGAUACCAACUUCCUCUGAGCAUUGGCAUGCCGAACGUCGAGGGAACCAUCCUCAAGCAGAUCGACGCGGUGUCGGAUAGAGAGUGCUGCAACGUCAUGUGCAAAUGUUCCGGAGCAGAAGGAAUCCGAGGCUCUCGGGGCCCCCCGGGGUCAAAGGGCGUUCGAGGACAGAAGGGUUACGCCGGCUUCCCAGGAGAGGAAGGAGCUGCCGGUGAACGAGGCCCCCCUGGACCCACCGGACCUCAGGGAGUCCAAGGCUGCCCUGGACUCAGAGGGCAGAAGGGAGGACGAGGCCUUCGGGGAGACAGGGGUGAAGACGGAGAGGACGGCCUGAACGGAGUGGAUGGAGAACAGGGAGAGGCUGGAAACAACGGAACUCGUGGAGAAGGUGGAAACCCAGGAAACCCGGGUAUCCCUGGAACCAGAGGGGGACCAGGGUUGAAGGGACAGCGAGGGCUGAGAGGAGAUCCGGGAGAACCUGGCAUCUCAAACACGUCCCCUGGAGCCAAAGGAGAAGCUGGAUACCCAGGUCUGCAGGGGACCCCAGGACUGGACGGAGUGAGGGGAGAGACGGGAUCCGAUGGAAACAUGGGUCUACCUGGAAGACCAGGAAAUCCAGGAUCAAAGGGCGCCACCGGACCGAAAGGCUCUAAAGGAUCAGAAGGUAUCCAAGGGGUUUCCGGUGCUCAGGGUCCCAGAGGGGUCCGGGGUCCUCCAGGACCAGGAGGAGUCCCAGGUCUCCAUGGACCGCAGGGUGGGCCUGGAUCUGCGGGAAACAAAGGACAAGUGGGAAAGCUUGGAGCGACUGGACUGAAGGGCCAAUCAGGAGACCCAGGUGACCCAGGAGAAGCAGGACCACAGGGAGCCAGAGGAGCACCGGGUCCGGAUGGCAGCGAUGGUUUCGGACCUCCCGGAUCUCCAGGUUCAAAGGGAGAUGCUGGAUUCCCUGGUUAUCCCGGCCUGCUGGGGGAAGACGGGCUGCAGGGGCCCAAAGGAGACCCUGGACGCAGAGGGAACCGAGGUCGACCGGGGAACUCGGGCCGACCGGGAGAAUCUGGAAUGUUUGGAGAACCGGGAUACCCAGGACACAGAGGUCCCAGAGGUCCUCCUGGAACCAGUCCUAUGACGGAGUGUCAGCUGGUCACCUACAUCAGAGACAACUGUGCUUGCUCCAUCGGCCAAGCAGAUUGCCCCGCAUAUCCCACUGAGCUGCUCUUUGGCCUGGAUAUGUCCGAUGCUGUGACACAAGCCGCCUUUGACAGGCAGCGCUCUGCCCUCCUGUCUCUGCUGGAAGACAUUCAUAUCGCAGAGAGCAACUGUCCGAGAGGUGCCCGCGUCGCUGUGGUGGGAUUCAGCUCCCACACCAAAUACCUGAUCCGCUUCCAGGACUACCGCAGGAAGACUCAGCUGAUAGAAGCAGUGCAAAACAUCGCCUUGGAGAGGACAUCCAACAAGCCCUACUUAGGCGCUUCAAUGCGCUUUGUUGGGCAAAACGUCUUCAAACGUGUGAGAGCUGGAACAAUGCUGAGGAAGGUGGCGGUUUUCUUUUCAAAUGGGCGGACAGAAGACGUGGACGACAUUGUCACUGCUCUAAUGGAAUACCGAGCUCUUAACAUCAUCCCAGCAGUUAUUUCUCUGACCAGGUCUCUUGAAAUAAGAAAUGCUAUAGAGGUUGAUGACUCUGGUCAUUCUAUCUUCACACCACUGUUAAGGCAGGACAACCUGGUUAAUGACUUGAAGAGGAUAAAGAAUUGUGCAAUCUGUUAUGACCCAUGCAGGCGCUCACAGGAGUGCUCCUUCAUCCUGGACCCGCUGCCGCCUCAGCAGGUAGAUGUGGACCUGGCUAUAGUUCUAGACAGCUCCAGGGAAAUGCAGGCGGAUGAAUACGCUGGUGCCAAGCAGCUGCUGGGUUCCCUGGUGGAGCAGCUGGAUGUAAGUUCACAGCCCCGCAGAUCUGGAACCAAGGCUCGCAUUGCUGUGGUCCAGCAGAGCGGCACCAAGGAUGCCAGGGUGGAGUUCAACCUUCAGACUUACCAGAGUCAGGCUGUAAUGAAGCAACACCUGAUGGAGAAAAUGCAGCAGCAGAGUCGUUCCUCGGUUUUGGGACAAACGCUGGACUUCACCCUCAAUGAGGUGCUGCUGAAGGCCAGUCCGGCACGCAAAAGCAGGGCUAUGCUGACCAUGGUGGCCUCCCAGACAGCUUACAUGGACAGAGAGCGGCUGGGCUACAUCUCCCUGAAGGCCAAGUGUGCGGGCGUGGCCAUGUUUGUGGUGGCAGUCGGUGAUCGGUACAACCAGACGCAGGUGCAGCAGUUGGCUGGUUCACCCACCCAUCAGCACCUGAUCCACCUCAACCGGCUGACGGCUGAGGAACAGGGCUAUGUCCAACGCUUCUUCAGAGUCUUCCUCUCUGUCCUCAACAAGGGAAGAAACUCCUAUCCUCCUGCUUCCCUGAGAGAGAUCUGUGCCGGGCUGAACGGUCAGGAGCAAGGACAGACCUCCUUCACAGAGAUUCUCGCUGAUGCUGGGCAGCCUGAGGGGGAGGAGUUUCAGGAGCAGACCGGCGGCCAGACUCAGACCGACCUGCUGGACAUCAUCAAAACACCAAGCAGAGGAGACUGGCAUGGAAUGGACCUGAAAGCCCGCUGUCAGCUGGAUGCUGAUAUGGGUUUCCCGUGUACCGACUAUGUCCAACGGUGGUUCUUUGACAGAACCAUCGCUGCAUGCUCCCCCUUCUGGUUCGGCGGCUGCGGCGGAAACGCCAACCGCUUUAGCACGGAGCAUGAAUGUUUCCUGACGUGUGGCGUCCAGAAUCCCAGCGUGAGGCUGCAGACGAAGACGACCAGCUUGACUAAAGACGCCUGCCUCCUCAACCAGGAUCCAGGCAGCUGCCAGGACUACACCGUCAUGUGGUUCUUUGACAACAAGCAGAACGAGUGCCAGCGUUUCUGGUUCGGCGGCUGCGAUGGGAACGCCAACCGCUUCCAGACAAAGGGGGAUUGCGAGAAGCUGUGUCUGAAGCAGAUUCUAUGAGGAGGACGAAGGUCUCAGCUGCAGGAGAACCCGCAGGACUGCAUGUCACCAGCAGAAGGCGUUUUCUGCUUCACCGUCUACGGGGCUCCUGAAGGGUCACGCUGAGAAGGUUUUCCAGCAAAGGUUCCUUCAGAUCCGCAAAAAAAGAAAUUUGUUUGUGAAGAUCUUUGUUCCCGCUUAAGAAAAUCUUCAUCGUCUGAAACGCAGCUACAAGAAAACACAACAAACAUAAACGGAAUCAUCACCAAACCAUCCGAGUUGUUCCUCCAGGAGGAAGAAUGAAGCUGAGCAAAUGUCCUAUAAGUGAUGAUCUGGGUCCGGAGGCCGGAUCCUUCUUGGUUCUGUUCAGGCUUCAGCUGCUUUUUGAUCCAGAAUCAUCAGAAACCUUCAGUUCCUCUUUUAAACCUUCUUCAUUUCUGCUCGGACCAAACCAGCCUAAUAUGGGGGGAAUUUUAUUCCAUUAUUGUUGCAAAGAAAACAUUUUUUAAAAGAAACUUUGAAAAAUGUUUUAACCACUUUCAUUUUCUCUCAGAUUUUAUUUCCAACUAUAUUUUUCUCGAAUAUUUUUUUAAAUAAUU